Molecule: messenger RNA, 1086 nt
Organism: Adineta steineri
Lineage: Eukaryota; Metazoa; Rotifera; Eurotatoria; Adinetida; Adinetidae
Source: the annotation of a GenBank genome assembly
AUGUCGGCUCAAUCGAAUUGUUCAACGACUGUUUGGGCAGUGAAUGCAACAACAAUUGCUGGUUCACCUACGGGUAGUUCAGGUUUCAAUUCAACAUUAUUAUAUUAUCCAACAGGCAUCUUGGUUGGUACAAAUGAUUCGAUUUAUGUCAUAGAUUAUAAAAGUUCACGCUAUCGUAUGCAACUUUUUUAUCCAGGUAGUCAAUUAGGAACAAUAAUCAUUAACACCACCAGUGGCACAGCUCUCAAUCAGUUCUCUGGCAUCACUAUUCUUAACAUGGAUAUGAGUGGUAAUAUCUAUGCACUUGAUCAAGGAAACAAUCGUGUUACAAUGUGGGCCUCAGGAGCAUCAACGGGUAUAGUUGUAGCCGGUGGUAACGGAUCGGGCAAUUCUCUCAGCCAACUAAAUACUCCUUGGGACUUUUUCAUUGAGCCAAAUACAUCCUAUAUUUGGAUAGCUGAUUCAAAUAACCAUCGAAUUGUCAAGUGGAUAAAUACAUCGACUGCGAUACUUAUUGCAGGAAAUGGUACUGGCUCACAAGCUAACCAAUUUAAUUUUCCAGACGGACUAUUCAUUGAUACAUCUGAUUCAAAUACAUUUUAUGUAGCAGACUGUUAUAAUCAUAGAAUCCAAAAAUGGCUCUAUGGAGCAAGCAGUGGAACAACAGUGGCAGGACAGUCAGGUGUGUCUGGUAGUGCACUUAAUCAGCUUUAUUAUCCAUAUACUUUGACUAUGGACAUGAAUAAAUCAUUGUACAUUGCGGAUUAUUCAAAUCAUCGAAUCGUUGUAUGGUUAUUAGGAGCUACAUCCGGCAUACUCAUUGCUGGUACAGGCACCCACGGAGUAUUACCAUCUCAACUAUAUAAUCCUUUAUAUAUCAGAUUUGAUUCAACUGGAGCACUUAUUGUCGAUGAUUAUUAUAACAGUCGUGUUCAAAGGUUUCCAGUUAUUUGCUCACCAAAUACGAUAUCAUCAUCAACAACAUCAGUAUUAACCAACUCAACAUCAAUCGCUGCUACAUUACAAAACACAACAAUGGCUAUUUCACUUACUACCAAUAGUCUUACAACAUCAGCAAGUGAGUAG